CAACAAAAACGAGACCAAGAUAAAUCAUUUCAAAUCUUUUCAAAAGCAGAAGUAAAAACAACCCAGUGAUAAAACGUGGUUGCAUAAGUGUGCACACCCUCACAUUACUGGCAAUGUGAAAGCAGUCGCAUUUGAUUUCAUUUUAAAUGGGAGUCGGCAUGCACCUGCCACCAAUUAAAGUGCCUUUCAAUAACCCCAAAUUAACUCGGGCCCCCUCUUUGCCCCCCCCCCCCAUUGAGUUGUGCGAGUUAUUGAUCACAUCAAUGGUGGAAAAGAAAUUUGAAAUCAUUCAUCUUGGUCUCGUUUUAUAUAUCACCCAAAAAGUUGUAUUUAAUGCGUAAUGUACAUAGUAGUUGCUUGCCAAAUCAUUUAUGUUGUCAGGACAUUAAGGAUUUUUAUCCACAAUUUUCCCUCUAUGUACUUAUUUAUUCUUUGAAUGGAAUGAAUUGUGCUCCAUUGUUGCGGGUGAGAAUGGGUUAAAGCAAACAAUAGAAUACAAGGAAGUGUGUGUCUUCCUUCAAAGAGAGUAAAGUCCAUCGGAGGAGGGGAGAGACAAUCCAGGAAAUCCAGUUCCCUCAAAACAAACUCCCCUUUUUGCCUUCCUCUUAUUUUGACUUGUAUUCAUAGUGACAGCCUAACGUUUGAGGAAUGGACCCACACAGACCAGGAUAUGGAGACGAUGAAUACGCGGAAGUGGCAGAUUACGUGUACUCCAAUGGCCAGGGCACGCUGAGAUUAAGACGUCCUUCGUCUCGAGGGUCCAGCCGGAACUACCCUCACUUCAACUGGGACCCGGCAGCCACAGAAGGAGAGAGGGAUGCGGAUGUGGACGAUGAAGAAGUGGAUGGCGGCAGAGAAUCGGGCCAGGAGCUUCGGGAGCUGCGCACCAUCCCUCUGCCCAUGGUGCUGAAAAGAGCUGUGAGGCAGGUGCAGGAAAUGCACGUGCCCGUCGCUUCCUCCAGGAUGACGUCCUGGAAACAAAAGAAGCGCAAAAUGCUCAAGAAAAUCCGAAACGUUGCCGGAGAGUUCCUAAACUUUUUUAUGCUGUGGAGGAAGUCUUUGCAGCAGAUUGGAGGCAACUUUGGCGGCGGUGUCCAGUCUUACUUCCUGCUCCUGCGUUUCCUGGUGCUACUCAAUUUGGUGUCUUUCUUACUGAUCGCCGGGUUCGUCGUCAUCCCCAGCAUCGUCCUCCGAGCCGUACACAGCAGCCCCGCGAACCACACCGGGCCCGAGGAAUGCAUGAAAUAUGAUCCCAAUCCUCAAGGCUUGGUGGCGUUCUAUAACUACGUCCUUGACUUCCUUUCAGGAAUGGGCUUCAUGGAGUAUUCGUACUUGUUUUAUGGCUACUACAGCAACACGCUGGUGGGCGACAGGAACUUCUCCUACAACAUCCCGCUGGCCUACCUCUUCACUGUCGUCUUCUACUUUGCAUUUUGCCUCAUCUGCAUCAUGGCUCGGAUGGGGACGGCGGCUCGCAUUGCCGUGGCGACGGGAGGCAGCGCAGCGGGCAACUACAGCAUGAUCGUGUUCACGGGCUGGGACUACGGUUGCCUGGGAGACCGAGCGACCAAGCUGAAGCAGAAAAACAUCCAUUACCGGCUGCAGGUGGAUCUGGAGGAGCAACUCAUGAAGGAGAGAGCAGCCUCUCUGACCUUGUCUCAGAAGGUCGUCUUGUACACCCUUCGCAUCUUCCUGGGCUUUGUUGCGUUGGGGCUCAUCGGGGCAGCCUGCUUCAGCAUCUUUGAGGCCACCGUUUUCAGUCAGAGGAGGAGCGGUCAGAUCGGAAUUCUGGGUUUAAUUUUGGAGUAUCUGCCGUCCAUCGUGAUCACCGCUGGUAACUUCCUGGUGCCGUUGCUCUGCGAGCAGAUCGCCCUGGUCGAGCGCUAUCGGCCCAGCACCACAGUCAUCCUGGCGCUGCUGAGGUCGGUGUUCCUGCGCUUGGUGAGCUUGGGAGUUUUGCUGUUCACCCUUUGGGGUCAGAUCAAAUGCCAGGUGGACUUGGAGAAGUGUGACCUGUGUCAGUAUAACCACGAGGAGUACCCGUGCUGGGAAACGCGAGUGGGGCAGGAAAUGUACAAGUUGACACUUUUCGACCUCAUCGUCACCAUCGGCGCGCUGGUGUUGGUCGAGUUUCCGCGCAGGAUGCUGGUGGACAACUGGUCCAACAAGGUGGCUCGAUGGGUGGGGCGGCAGGAGUUUGUGGUGUCUGCCAACGUGCUGAACCUGGUGGAUGGGCAGACGGUGGUCUGGACGGGGGCUCUCUUCUGCCCCCUGCUGCCCCUUAUUAAUACCGCCAAGUUUGUCAUCCUCUUCUACUGCAAGAAGGUCACACUCUUCGCCAACUGCCGCCCCGCACUCAAGACUUUCCGCUCCACCACCUCCAACUUCUUCUUCCUGAUGGUGCUGCUGUUCGGAUGGGCCAUGGCCACUCUGGUUAUGAUCUACAGCGUGGCCGAGAUCCAUCCAUCUAUGGGCUGCGGGCCCUUCCGCUUCUUCCCCUACAUGUGGGCCAUCGUUCCAAUGUCUUUCUACCGCCUCUCGGAAGUCACGCAGGACUUUCUCUUCUUCGUUGGAUCCCAGGCAUUCUCUGUCCCUCUCUUUGCAUUGUCUUGCGUAGUGAUGUGUUAUGUCAUCGCUCUGGCAGCUGUUUAUGGAAAAAUUGUUACUUUGCUCAGAGCUCAACUCAAACAGGAGGGCCGUGACAAGCAGUUCUUGGUUAAACAGAUUGAGAAUAUGAGUCGCCAACUGCAGAUACCAACAAGAGACUUUGCGUGACUAACGUUUCCCCAUUGCGGACUGUUUUAUUGCAGUUAAGAUGCAGAUAUUGAUGAUAGUUAUGAAAAAAAAUAAUCAUGUAAAAUAAAAACUUAUUUUUACAUCA
Messenger RNA from Hippocampus comes (tiger tail seahorse), 2881 nucleotides. RefSeq names its product transmembrane channel-like 4 (gene tmc4). Lineage: Eukaryota; Metazoa; Chordata; Actinopteri; Syngnathiformes; Syngnathidae. Gene Ontology annotation, molecular function: mechanosensitive monoatomic ion channel activity. The transcript has 16 exons. Gene Ontology annotation, cellular component: plasma membrane. Bases 649 to 2775 code for a protein of 708 amino acids. The record is from RefSeq and is a predicted model, not a curated record.